AUGAACUUGGUGCCGACAGGAGAUGCAGUCGAGCUGAAAGGCCACACGCUCGUCUUGCCCGGAUGUGGAGGCAUAGCCCACCUUGGAGAGUUGGCGGUGGACGCUUUGAUCUCCAGCUUUGACCUCCAGCGGGUAGCGAUUGUGCAGCAUCGGCACAUCCUCCCUGUGGCCAUGGCCAAUGCCUUCGAAGGGAAAGUUCCUGCCAUCACGACAGCUGCAGAGCUCUACCAGGCCCCGAGCAUGCCAAUGCUGUCGAUGCUUCAACUUCGAUCGGGGGCAGCGGAGGGAAAGCGCCAGACGCUUGCAAAGGAGCUGCUCCGCUGGGCUCAGGAUGCAGGAGUCUCCCAAAUUCUGAUCCUGGCACCGUGUUCUGCACAUGUAAAGCGCGACGCAGACCUCAGGGCAGCGUCGCAACUGCGCGUGCUGGCCUCUCCGGCGUCCGACCUUCCCGCACAGCUUCUACCGCUGGGGCAUGAGAUGAGUGAGGUAGAGCUCGCUGGUUUGCCCGGGAGCGCGGCUGCCGCGCGGGCGCUUCUGAGAGGCAGCGGGCUGGCUCGACCGCUCAUCGAGGCGGCGGCAGAGCCGCACUCCCCGAGCUUCUCUCCGCCAAGCCGCGUAGCCCCGAGUGUUUGUUGCAUAUGCGGCUUCACCAACGAAACCUUGGACUGGCGUCUCCCAGAAGAGAUGGUGAAGGCUGCCUGCGGCUAUCUUGGCCCUCGCCUGGGGAUGGACUGCGCUCGGCCGCUGCUGCCGCCGCCGUCCUGGCAGCUUGCACAGAAGGUGCAGAUGCAGCCACCCAUGGAGAAUCUGCAGCUGUGGAUUAACCCUGGCCUGGAGAACCUUCCCGGUGCGGUGCUUGGCCAGACCUGGGGGCAUUUUUAA
Symbiodinium sp. CCMP2456 is the source of this 882-nucleotide messenger RNA. NCBI's taxonomy places the organism in Eukaryota, Dinophyceae, Suessiales, Symbiodiniaceae. The record is from the annotation of a GenBank genome assembly.